AUGGCCUCACUUACCAAGGCACACCUGCAGCGCCAGGCCGAGCAGCUAGUCGACUUUGUCAACAAGGCCCCUAGCCCAUUCCACGCCGUCGACGUAUGCCGCAACUGGCUGCGAGGCGCUAACUUCACUGAGCUCAAGGAGAAGCAGAGCUGGGAGGGCGCCAUCAAGCCUAACGGCAGAUACUACUUUACGCGCAAUGGCUCCUCUAUCGUCGCCUUUGCUGUCGGAGGCAAAUUCCGUCCUGGAGGCGGCAUUUCUAUCGUUGGUGCGCAUACGGAUAGUCCUUGCUUCAAGCUCAAGCCUGUUUCCAAAAAGACCAGUAGCGGGUUCCUCCAGGUGGGCGUCCAGGUCUAUGGCGGUGGCCUAUGGUAUACCUGGUUUGACCGCGAUCUCAGCAUUUCCGGGCGGGUGAUGGUCCGCGACAGCGCCGGGGGCUACACCCACCGCCUUGUUUCGCUCGAGGAUCCAAUCAUGCGCAUUCCGUCGCUGGCCAUCCACCUCGAUCGCACAGCCAACGAUGCAUUCACCUUCAACAAGGAGACGCAUCUGGUCCCCAUUCUGGCUACCGUCUCCAAGGCGCUUAACGGCAACCAACAGAACGCCGACGAGAGCACACCCGACCAAUCGAGCCUCGCCCAUCACCCCAUCCUGCUCGAGCGCAUCGCCAAGGAGCUCAAGGUCAAUGUCGAUGAAAUCGCCGACUUUGAGCUGUGCCUAUACGACACGCAAAAGGCUGUGAUCGGUGGUAUUUGCAAAGAGUUCAUCUACGCCUCUCGCCUGGACAACCUCAACUCGUCGUACUGCGCCAUCGAGGGUCUGAUCAACAGCCUGAGUGACGAAAAGGCAGCCGCCAAUGACACGCACAUCCGCAUGGUUGCCCUGUUUGAUAAUGAGGAAAUCGGUUCGACCUCCGCCUACGGCGCUAACUCAUCGCUGAUCGAGUCCGCCAUCCGCCGCAUCCACGCCAGCUUCCCCGGCGCCUCGUCCACCGCCUUUGAGGAAUCCAUUGCUAACAGCUUUUUGAUCUCCUCCGAUGUCACCCAUGCGGUGCACCCGAACUACUCCGAUAAGCACGAGAGGGACCACCGUCCGGAGCUGCAGAAGGGCCCGUCGAUCAAAGUUAACGCCAACCAGCGCUACGCCACCACCUCGGUCACAUCGACCAUUCUCAAGGACAUUGCCAAGAGAAACAACAUCCCGUUGCAAGAGUUUGUCGUGCGCAAUGACUGUGCUUGCGGCUCAACUAUUGGCCCAAUGAUGAGCUCCAACCUUGGCCUGCGCACUGUUGAUAUUGGAAACCCACUUCUCAGCAUGCACAGUAUUCGUGAGGUCUGCGGAACUGAUGACGUUGGAAUGUCCGUCAAGCUGUUUGAACAUUUCUUUGCCGAAUUUGCUGCGCUUGACGCCAAAAUCACUGUUGACUAA
Kickxella alabastrina is the source of this 1425-nucleotide messenger RNA. Its product is annotated as aspartyl aminopeptidase. The record is from RefSeq and is a predicted model, not a curated record. Lineage: Eukaryota; Fungi; Kickxellomycota; Kickxellomycetes; Kickxellales; Kickxellaceae. Gene Ontology annotation, molecular function: zinc ion binding; aminopeptidase activity. Gene Ontology annotation, biological process: proteolysis. The transcript is spliced from 3 exons. The coding region runs from base 1 to 1425 and encodes 474 amino acids.